This is a messenger RNA of Pleuronectes platessa (European plaice), 6986 nucleotides long. It is a transcript of the gene srgap3, whose product is annotated as SLIT-ROBO Rho GTPase activating protein 3. Gene Ontology annotation, molecular function: protein binding. Gene Ontology annotation, cellular component: cytoplasm. The transcript is spliced from 22 exons. Gene Ontology annotation, biological process: negative regulation of cell migration; signal transduction. The record is from RefSeq and is a predicted model, not a curated record. The coding region runs from base 496 to 3807 and encodes 1103 amino acids. Lineage: Eukaryota; Metazoa; Chordata; Actinopteri; Pleuronectiformes; Pleuronectidae.
CGCAAUUUGUCAGAGCCGAGACGGACGGACGUGUGCGUCCUCGCUGCUCCACCUUCACCUCUUCAUCCCACAAACCGCGGGCACGCUUCAGUCUGACUGGAACCUUGAACCUCUCCCCUCUCCCCAUCAGGCUCUUAUCGCAUAUUUCAGCUCGCUCGUGUCUUUUGUGUGAUUUCCCCCCCCUGCUGAAUCCUUUUGAGUUGACUGGUACCAGGAGGAGGGGAAGAAGGAGGAGGAGGAAGAGGAAAAAGCGCCUUGCAGGGGGAAAAGAGGAGAAUAAUGCAAGAUUGCAAAGCGGACUCCUGCACUGAUUUUUCUCCGAUUUCAAAGUAAACCCCUACAACGCUUUUGUUCGCGUAGAGGAGGAGAGGCACGCCGGAGAAGCCGAGGGACAAGGGGGCUGCAGCCUCACGAGCAAGCCGAGGGACCAUCACCACAGACCCGGGAGCGUCCUCGACUCACAGGGGCUCUCACCCGGACACCCGGAGAGGAAACAUGUCCACGAAAUUCAAGAAGGAUAAGGAGAUCAUAGCGGACUAUGAGACCCAAGUGAAAGAGAUCCGUAACCAGCUGGUGGAGCAGUUCAAAUGCUUGGAGCAGCAGUCGGAUUCUCGCAUCCAGCUGCUGCAGGACCUGCAGGAGUUCUUCCGCCGCAAAUCUGAGAUCGAACUGGAAUACUCCCGCAGCUUAGAGAAGCUGGCCGAGAGGUUCUCCUCCAAGAUCCGCAGCUCCAGGGAACAUCAACAGUUCAAAAAAGACCAGCACCUGCUGUCCUCAGUAAACUGCUGGUACCUGGUGCUAAACCAGACAAGGCGUGACAGCCGGGACCAUGCCACCCUCAGCGAGAUCUACACCAACAAUGUCAUUGUCCGCUUGACCCAGAUCUGUGAGGAUGUCAUCCGCCUGUUCAAGAAGAGCAAGGACAUUGGGAUCCAGAUGCACGAGGAGCUGGUGAAAGUGACAAAUGAACUCUACACUGUGAUGAAGACAUACCACAUGUAUCACACCGAGAGCAUCAGUGCAGAGAGUAAGCUGAAGGACGCAGAGAAGCAGGAGGAGAAGCAGUUCAGCAAGUCGGGAGAUCUCAACGUGAACCUCCUGCGUCACGAGGACCGCCAGCCGAGACGCAGCACCGUCAGGAAGAUUGAGAAGAUGAAAGAGAAGAGGCAAGCCAAGUACUCCGAGAAUAAGCUGAAAUGCACAAAAGCCCGGAAUGACUAUUUGUUGAACCUGGCAGCGACAAAUGCAGUUGUGGCGAAGUAUUACAUCCAUGACGUCUCCGAUAUGAUUGAUUGCUGUGACCUCGGCUACCACGCCAGCUUGGCCCGCACCUUCAGGACAUAUUUAUCCGCCGAGUACAACUUGGAGACCUCCCGUCACGAGGGACUGGACAUCAUUGAGAAUGCAGUGGAGAACCUGGACUCUCGCAGUGACAAGCACAAGAUCAUGGAUAUGCAUAACCAGGUGUUCUGUCCCCCGAUGCGCUUUGAAUACCUGCCGCACAUGGGAGAUGAGGUGUGCCAGGUGAGUGCCCAGCAGCCUGUCCAGACUGAACUCCUGAUGCGCUACCACCAACUGCAGUCUCGCUUAUCCACGCUGAAGAUUGAGAAUGAGGAGGUGAGGAAGACCUUGGAUGCUACCAUGCAGACGAUGCAGGACAUGCUGACGGUGGAGGACUUUGACGUGUCGGACGCCUUCCAACACAGCCGCUCCACUGAAUCCAUCAAGUCCGUGGCGUCUGAGUCCUACAUGAGCAAGAUGAACAUCGCCAAGAGGAGGUCGAACCAGCAUGAGACUGAAAUGUUCUACUUUUCGAAAUUCAAGGAGUUCCUGAAUGGCAGUAACCUCAUCAUUAAGCUGCAGGCCAAGCAUGACUUACUGAAGCAGACACUGGGUGAAGGGGAACGGGCCGAGUGUGGGACUACACGGCCCCCCACCCUUCCCCCUAAACCACAGAAAAUGCGGAAGCCUAGGCCACGCUCUCAGUAUAACCAUAAGCUGUUUAACGGCAAUAUGGAGACCUUCAUCAAGGAUUCAGGGCAACCUAUUCCACUGGUUGUUGAGAGCUGUGUACGAUACAUCAAUUUAUACGGCUUGCAGCAGCAGGGCAUAUUCCGUGUGCCGGGAUCACAGGUGGAGGUCAAUGAUAUUAAAAACUCAUUUGAGAGAGGUGAGGAUCCCUUGGUCGACGACCAGAAUGAGCACGAUAUUAACUCAGCGGCAGGCGUGCUGAAGCUGUACUUCCGGGGGCUGGAGAACCCGAUAUUCCCAAAGGAGCGCUUCCUGGACUUCAUCUCGACCAUCAAGCUGGAGUCCGGAGCCGAGCGAGCGCACCACAUCCAGCAGAUCGUUGUGACUCUUCCUCGCACCAUCAUCAUCGUCAUGAGAUAUCUGUUUGCUUUUCUCAAUCAUGUCUCCCAGUACAGUGACGAGAACAUGAUGGAUGAAUACAACCUGGCUAUCUGCUUUGGCCCAACCCUGAUGCCCAUCCCAGAUGGGCAGGAUCCUGUAGCCUGCCAGGCACAUGUGAACGAGGUCAUCAAGACCAUCAUCACCCACAAUGAACUCAUCUUUCCCAGUCUACGUGAGCUGGACGGUCCGGUGUAUGAGAAGUGCAUGUCCGGGGGGGAGGAGUACUGUGACAGCCCUCACAGCGAACCAGGGACUAUCGACGAGGCUGAUAAUGGAACCGAACAACACACCAGUGAUGAAGAGGUUGAACAGAUUGAAGCCAUUGCCAAGUUUGACUAUGUGGGCCGCAGUCCCAGGGAGCUGUCCUUCAAGAAGGGAGCCUCCCUUCUCCUGUAUCACAGAGCCUCUGAAGACUGGUGGGAGGGUCGUCAUAAUGGUGUCGAUGGUCUCAUCCCACAUCAGUACAUUGUCGUACAAGACCUUGAUGAUGCUUUCUCAGACAACCUCAGCCAGAAAGCAGAUAGUGAAGCGAGCAGUGGACCCUUACUGGACGAUAAGAGCUCAUCUAAAAAUGAGGUCCCAUCGCCAUGUGAACAAUCACCUGACUACAACUACGGAGGAGUCAUGGGGAGGGUUAGGUUACGGUCCGAUGGAGCUGCAGUCCCGCGUCACCGGAGCGGAGCAGAAACCCACAGUCCCACCAGAGUGACUGACACUCCACCGCGAGCUGCAGCCUGCCCCAGCAGCCCCCACAAGGUGUCUAUAAGCAAGGGUCGUAUGGAGAGCCCAGAAAAGAGGCGCCUCGGAACCUUUGGCAGCGUCGGCAGCAUCAACCACCCGGACAGGAAGGCUUAUCCUGAGGGCCACCCGCUGAGACCAGGACCAGGGGCCACUCGUCACAGCAGCCUCGGGGACCACAAAUCGCUGGAGGCCGAGGCUCUUGCUGAGGACAUAGAGAAGACUAUGACUACAGCGUUGCAUGAGCUACGUGAGCUGGAGCGACAGAACACGGUGAAACAGGCCCCUGACGUGGUCUUGGACACCCUGGAGCCCAUGAAGAACCCGGUCAGCUCGGAGCCCGGCAGUCCGCUGCACACGAUCAUGAUCCGCGAUCCGGACGCGGCCAUGCGGCGCAGCAGCAGCUCCACCUCUGAGAUGAUGAGCACCUUCAAACCGUCCCUGUCCGCCCGCCUGGCCGGGGCUCAGCUCCGCCCGCCGCCCAUGAGACCGCUGCGCCCUCCCCCGACGCAGCACCGCUCGAGCAGCUCCAGCUCUUCGGGAGUCGGCAGCCCCGCCGUAACUCCUACCGAGAAAAUGUUUCCAAGUAACAAUUCAGCUGCUGGUUCUAACAUGAACCUGUCCGGGGACGCUGGGGAUAAAUCAGGUACCAUGUAGCGAAGGUGGAAUCGGGUGGGAAGGUUGUACAGCUUUCCAACUAGGGGAGCUCAUGGAAGUCAGUGCUGAUAUGGGAAAUGCAGAUAUUUCCCUCUCAGUUUUCCGCCUGACUUAAUUCAUUUAUUCAGGAAGCUCCUGAAGCAAGCCUGCAAGAUGUUACCAGGGUGAUGAAGCGGUUGAAGAAACUGCAGAGGUGUGAUGGCGUGUAGCUCAGCUCUCUUUGAAACUUGAUUUAACUCCAGUAAAUGCGUAUACGAAAUCGGGUGUUUCAGUUUGACCUCAAUCCCAACGAAAGUCUGUGGCCGUGUUCUCGUUUCAGAGAUACAUUGAAUGCAAGUGAAGCAAUACUUGUGUAAAAAUUGGUAUCAGUUUCUACUCAGCACCACUGUCCAGCGGAUGUUUGUGUCCACCUUCAGGCUAAAACUCCAUGUCUAUUUAUCACUGAGGUCCAUAGGCCUUAAGUCUGUACAUACAAACUUACUUGAAUCUGCCAUGAUUUCUGUUUGUACUAUACUUCAGUGGAUGUGCAACAACACAGUGACAUUAUAUACGUCUGCAUGCAGGGUUUGAAGAAUAUAAGGGAAACUCAAGGAGACGUGCAUCACUGAGAGGAGAGUUCUUUUAUGUGGCCGUAGUAAGAAUGAAAUAUUAGGAAGAGAAGCUCCUGUUUUGGAAACAAGUGGAUUUAACUGUGUUUAAAAAAUAUAUAUAUGCAUACACCUCCUUAUUUUGGUGUAAAAGGGUCUAAUACUUCAGGGCCUUACAGUGUUAUUCUCAUCCUGUUCAUUGCUAAAGAUAAAAGUAUCUCAAUUCUCGGACCUUACUAAUCCGAAUCUUCACAAAGUAAGAUGUCACAUGACGUUUCUGUGUCCAUGUUUUAUUUCUACGUCCUGUUUAUGAAAUGCAGAAAACUAAUGCAUCAACUAAUGUAGGAUUUCAUGUGGUAAACUUGUACAUAAUAUAGAGCUAGUACUUUUUUAAGUGUUAAACUGUACAGGCCAAGACAAAAAAAAAAGGCAAAGGGUCGAUGUGAAUGGCACUUGUAAAAAAAAUACAUUAUUCACCUUAUUAUCAUCUCCAGGAAACUACAGACACAUUCUUUGUCUGUGUGAAAUAUAGUUCAAAUUAUCUACCUUGUGCUGUGGGUGUAGAGUGCGUUUGGUAAUUGUACCGUAGAGAAACUUGAUUGCUGUUAAACUGACCACAAAGGUUGAAUAAAUGCCCCCUCCCUUUUCACACAGUGGAUCAAAUUAGACCCGUUCCCUUCUGCAGACUCAUUUGGGCGAUUUUGUUAUUGCGUGAGAGUCGUUAAAAACCACAGUUCCCUCUUUCAAACUGAAGAUGCAGCGCUCACUCAGAGGGAAGCGAGAGUCCAUGUUGUGACGUUCUCUUAUCAAAUCUGUCCCCCCCUCUUUCCUGCCUUCUCCUUAGCUCCCUUGAUAGAUGCAGUUACGCUCUGACUGUCGUCUUGUUGGAAGGGAAAAACUAAACAAGAGCAUUUUGGGUGUUUGUUUCCACCGUAGCUCUCGUCAGUCUGACAGCUCCAGUCCAGAGACCUUGUUAUCUGCAUCCCAGGCAGCCUGCUCUGUUCUGCAUGCCCUGCGCUGUGGUGCCUGACUCAUUAUGCUGCAGUUAAAACACAGGCUGUAUGUGGUGCCUUGCCUUGGUAAAAAAAAACAAAAAAGAAAGAAGAGAAAUGCACAAAAUAAUUUUAGUAUUGGACUUUUUUAAAGCAACAGGCCUUAACAUUUCUCAGGGCCGGAAAUGAUUAAUAAAGCCGCUUGUAGCAGUUUCAUUUAGUAAUGGAGGAGAACUAACCCUGCUUGACUGAGCAAAAGGAAUCUUAGAUAUUAGCAUGUUAACCAGGAGCUGAGUACAAGCUGCAGUGUCGCUGAGGCACAGGCUGCAAACUGAAAAUAUUUGCUUGUGGUCCAACGUAUUAUUUGCUUUUAUUUGCUUCGGGCAGAAAUAUCCAGGUUGGGAGGAUUCUUGAUCACAGACAGAGAGAAAAAGGCAAUAGAGUAUUUAAAGUCACACAGCGCAGCCACGCCCUCUGCUGGCUCCUGCUGGUUCCUUCUCUUGAUGAAGCCGUGUGACCUGGAGCCGAUAUAACAAACGACUGGUUCAUCCACGUAGCUCAGUUUGUUUCUGUCCAGGUUACAGUUUUUUGCACCUCUGGGAAAAUCUCUGAAUAUAAAAAAAACUAUAUGUUUAUUUAAAUAUGAAGAAAGCACACGAUUUCAUGAAUGAAAUGAACAUCAUUGUACUUAACUAGACUGUUUCUUUUUUAUUUAUAGAGGAGCGGAGGAAGUGGAGCAGGAAAUUUGAGUGCCUUUUGUGCACAGCAUCAGUUUUUAUUGGACUUUUAUACUUUCUUUUUUUUUAACUAUAAUAAAUGUCGUCUAUUAGUUUGUCAUGUUGAUAAUGAACUGAUGUUGCCUCUUUGUUUUUUAUCAUUGCUUUGUAUAGCUUCUAACUCCUCAAACCCCCACAAGGAGUGUGUUGUGUAAAGAUAUGCGUCUUGUGAGUUUUACACAACAACAGUUUUCAUGAACUGCUCGUGUUGUGUUUGGGUGAACCCCUGGAGAACAGGAGCUUUAAAAACUACUGUGCACUCACACCUACUGGGAAUGCUCAGUGGAAUCAUCUCAGAAUCCUUUUUUUUUUGUUUUCCCUGUGAAAUGCCUGUGCUGUGGUUGAGCCGUAACUCUUUGUCAUUGAUAUCCUUCCCUUCCAACGAAAAAAAAAUCAUUGCCGUGUAUAUUGUUGGCAACAGCCGGACUGAUGUGGAUCCUCGAUGUGUGUGGAGGAUGUAAAGCACUUGGUGCGCUCAUGGUUUCCCCUACAUGUGACGUUACACAGACCUUUUUUUCUUUCCUGGAAUGUAUGCUGGGUAACACUGUUGGUCUGCGGACAUGGGAAGACUUCAGGUUUAUAUUGAGAAAAAAAAAAAGAAAAAGAAGAUGGCAGAGAGAGAGGAGACUGAGGCCCGUCGUGUCGUGGGGGGGUCAGAGUGAGUCACUGUCCCACUGUUUACCUUCUCUUUACCUGUUUGUCUAGUGAUUCUGUUUGUUGAUGAGUGUCUGGUUGGUUGAAACCCUGUGAUGUAAUGUAAACCAUACCACUGACUGGAUGUUGAUCUCCCCCCUGCGUCCAAUAAAAACAUUAUUGCUCUGUGA